Molecule: messenger RNA, 675 nt
Organism: Diplodia corticola
Lineage: Eukaryota; Fungi; Ascomycota; Dothideomycetes; Botryosphaeriales; Botryosphaeriaceae
Product: mitochondrial 37s ribosomal protein rsm18
Exons: 3
Coding region: 1-675 (224 amino acids)
Biological process (GO): mitochondrial translation
Cellular component (GO): mitochondrial small ribosomal subunit; ribosome
Molecular function (GO): structural constituent of ribosome; small ribosomal subunit rRNA binding
Source: RefSeq, a predicted model, not a curated record
AUGUCUCUGCUACGACUGACCACUACCCGGCCAUUGGCCGCCCUGCGCGGCGCGCCUGUUCGUGCUUUGUCCACCACCGUCGCCAGGAACCAGCGCGAUCCAACAUCAGACCUGUUCAAGACAGUCAUGUCAACGUCGGACAUUGAGAGCCAGGACAGACCCAACUACUCCCGCUUCCAGCCCCGCCAACCACAGCAGCAAUCCCGCGAUCCGGCGUCUCCCACUCCCCGCUCCUCGCCUUCGCCCAGCCAGUACGCCCAUGAUAUGUUGCAGCAAAAUAUGCCGUCCACAGCAGCAGAAGUCGACUUCAUGCGCCUUCGCGGCGAGCUCGAAGGCCAGAUGCAGCGUCGCUGGCAGGCUGGCGACGUCUACUCGCCACACGACCUGACCGGCGUCGAGGCCAAGAAGUGGAGGCGCACGAAGCGGAUCCCCAGUCUCGAUGCUUUCGAGACCUUGGCCCUUAAUCCGCUGAAUGAAUACAAGAACUUCGCCAUCAUGUCUGAGUAUAUCACUGAGAUGGGCCGCAUCAAGCACUCCAAUGCUAGCGGUCUCAAGCCUAAGAAUCAUCGGAAGGUAGCCAAGGCGAUACGGAGAGCGAUUGGCAUUGGCAUCAUGCCCAGUAUUCACGUCCACCCAGAGUUGAUCAAGCCCUCGCACGGUGCCCCGCCCACGUAG